UAGAAUUUUAUUUCUUUCCUGUAGACCGGUUCGCAAAUGCAGAAACUCGCAUGUUAAUUAGCUUAUUGGCUGUGGCUGCUUUGAAGUUAAAUUUAAAAAUAACUGGUUACCUUAAGAUCGGAUUUCUUUUUAAAUAUUAAAGAACAGUAUAUAAGAACAAUAUAUAUUCGGUAUCAUUUCAAUUUGGAUGAACACUUGUGUGGGUGGGUCCGUUCGCCUUAGCAAAAACCAGCAGUCGGAAUCAGUUAAGAGAAACGUGAUUUGCUUGUUGUGGUGUCUAUUAUUAGUAUAAUUGUUAUUAAAAUUAGUAGUGGUAGUAUCUUUAUUCUUAGUAUGUUUAAUUUUGAAAUACUAAAACCGUUAGUAUUAGCUUAUUUGGGUGAUUAAUAUAUUGUGUUGCUGGAUCGUUGGAAAACAUCAUGGAAAAUCUGAAACUGCGCCGGGUUCGAGAGCGUCUCCUGAAUUGCCCCGUCUGCCUUGAUGAGUACGAAGAUCCUAGGCUGCUGCCUUGUUUUCAUUCUAUUUGUUAUGAGUGCCUACAACAGCUAAAAAAUGCAUCGUCCAUGCGCUUGAUACAGUGUCCACAGUGUCGUGCAACUAUUUCAACAUCUCAAGAAUUUCCUGCCAAUUUUCUUAUUAAUUCUCUCAAAGAAGAAAUCACCACAUCUUUUGAACAGAAGAUUUGUGACUCCUGUACAAAAGACAGCCGUUUGGCCAAGUACAACUGCAGCAAAUGUAACAUGGAUUUGUGUAGCUGGUGUGCAACCAAACACAACCUUACCUUACACAUGGAUUCCAUUGAGAACAUACUCGUACCUCUUCAAGUUAAUUAUCCUGAUCCUAAGGAACCACCAGAAGCAGAGUGCCAAUUGCAUAGUGGUGAAUAUCUACAGGUGUUCUGUGUCACCUGCAGUAAAGAUAUUUGCCUACAGUGUUAUUACAAAUCUCAUUAUCGACACAAAACUAAGCCACUCAAAGAGAUGCUGAGUACGUUCAAAGAACUUACCGAAAAAGAGUUUGAAUAUCUCGAAGUUAUUAAAGAGCAAAUCAAUUUACAACUUUUGAAGCUUGACCUGGUGAAAAAUCAGAUAACAACUUCUCGUGAUGAAGUUUUAAGUAAAAUCUACGACAGUCGUGACCAGUUUCUUUAUGCAGUGCAGGCUUCCGUCAACGAACAAGUGAAGAAGGUCAAUAUGUGGCAAAGUCAGCUUAUUCACGAGCUUGACCGACAUUAUUCCAAAUUGCAGAACUGUUACAAAAGUAUAGAACGCGGAAGCAAAGUGUUUGAACAAAUGAAAGACGAAGAAACUAAUUUCCCAACGAUGCAUGAAUUUUCAAAAUUUUUCAGCAGAAUUGAAGCAGAACAGGAAAAUCUUCAUCGUCGGUCGUUUAAGCUUAAGAAAAUUAAAUUUCACCAAAGAUGGCGUUUUAAAUUUCAACCAUUUUUUGGUUAUCCUUAUUAUGAAACUGAAAAAGUUGAAAUAUUCCCAAGAGUGGAAAAGAGAAAGAAAAAGGUUGGACUCGUUAAAAUAUUCUUGCGGCUCAUUAUCUUUUUUGCCGUUCUUUCAGGUGUUUAUCAGAAUUUUAAUGAAAACACAAAUUGUAAUUUUUGGUUAAUUUUUAGCUUACAGUUGUAUUUAUUGCUUAGUUUUGUAUUGUGUUGGUAAAAAGUUCCGGUCUACCCUUUAACAUUUAAACCAAUCACGUCCAGCCCAAAUAUUCUACUUGAUUUAUGAUCAAACUGGCCUGAUCUGGCCUUUCACAUUUGUCCUACAAUGUCAUUCUAAUAAUAAGCAAUCAUAUCAUUGAAAUAUUGAAACUACUGCAUAAUCCAUGGUUAAAUCAAAAUAAUGUGAAUAAAUAAGAAUUGACAGAAAUCUGAAUGCCAAAGGGUAAAACUCUCCGUUUCCAGCCCAAAUACUCUGCCAAUUUUAUGUUCAAACUGGCCAGUUCUGGCCUGUCACACCUUCCCUACAAUGUCAUUCUAAUAAUAAACAAUUACAUCAUCAAAAUGUCAUAGCUCUGAGAUAAAGCAUGAUUAAUUCAAAAUAAUAGGAUUAACUAAGCAUUACAUUUGAUGGAGUGAUUUGAAUACUGAAGGGUUAAAUUUUUCUGUAUUUGUAUUUCAAUACUUUUAUGUUUUAGAAUAACUAGGGCUGUGGCCAUGACAUAUUUUCAAGGUUUUUGAGAUAAUGCCAGCUCUGAGACCUGGUCUUAAUACUAGCAACAAAGUGGACUCCACUAAAGGUACACAAAGGCCCUGAAGUGCUGGUCAGUGGAUUAGCUCUGCCAUUUAAAAAAUAUUACACAUUUAGUGCCUUCAACCAUCAAUAGAGACAAAACUAGACUGAAUUCAUUUCAUUAAAACAAGUCAAUUGCCAUAUUUGCCUGUAUAUAAGAUGAACUUUCAUGUAAGACACAUCUCUACUUAUAUUUUGCAGGAAAAACAAAUUUAACCCUGUUGCAUUCAAACUGGCCAUAUCUGGCCAAAAUAUUCUACCUGUAUUAUGUUUAAACUGGUCCGAUGUGACCUCUUAUGGUUACCCUACAAUAUCAUUCUAGAAACAUAGAAUCAUGUCAUUAAAAUCUCAGAGCUCCAAGCAUUGUGAAUAAAUAAGCAUUACAUAUGACAAAGUAAACCGAAUGCUAGAGGGUUAAUAUAGUUCAUUAUACACUCGUAUACUCAGUAUACGAGUGUAUAAUCUAUAUAUUUGUGCCUCCUUUUCAAAAUUUAUCGAUGUGAUGAAAUCUUCCAAAACAUUUUAUAUGUAUAAUUUAUUCUGACUUUUACAAGCUGCCUUCGAUAAUUUUUCUAUGAUCUAAGAAUAUUUAAAUGUUUCAUAUAUAUAUAUAUAUAUAUAUGUAU
Octopus bimaculoides (California two-spot octopus) is the source of this 2866-nucleotide messenger RNA. Its product is annotated as E3 ubiquitin-protein ligase MID1. Gene Ontology annotation, cellular component: nucleoplasm. Gene Ontology annotation, molecular function: zinc ion binding; ubiquitin protein ligase activity. Lineage: Eukaryota; Metazoa; Mollusca; Cephalopoda; Octopoda; Octopodidae. The record is from RefSeq and is a predicted model, not a curated record.